Carassius carassius (crucian carp) is the source of this 3269-nucleotide messenger RNA. Its product is annotated as inosine-5'-monophosphate dehydrogenase 1a-like. Lineage: Eukaryota; Metazoa; Chordata; Actinopteri; Cypriniformes; Cyprinidae. The record is from RefSeq and is a predicted model, not a curated record. Gene Ontology annotation, molecular function: IMP dehydrogenase activity. Bases 580 to 2445 code for a protein of 621 amino acids. Gene Ontology annotation, biological process: GTP biosynthetic process. The transcript is spliced from 16 exons. Gene Ontology annotation, cellular component: cytoplasm.
GACGCGCUUCUGUCAGAAACAGAGCUUAACUGAAGUGAAACAGGGAGAGAGAGAACCAGGCUCAUUCAAUUUUUGCUUGUCUGCCAUCCGGUUAACUACUGUACUGUCCUGUCUGAGGUUCUGUGAUCUGGUUUUUCUUUCAGGUUGAUCAGUGGGACUACGAAAAAGACAUCCAACCAGAUCUUGGAAGCUUCUCAUCUUGGACAUUUGAAAUUUGGGAUUGUCAGCUGUUAAUCAAAAUCUCAACUAUAUCUGAAUUGCUGCAGGUAACCUGCUUUGCACUCGCACAACUCUACAACUUUGGCCUGCGGUUAGGGAGAUGCUAAUAGCUUAUGCAAACUGGAUACAAAUCUAACUGAGGACUUGCAUAUCCAGCGCUUAUUAUUUUUGGAAUUUGUAUUCUUUUAAACUUUGUGGAAGAGUUUGAAUCCAAAGUUUAACCUGGUGUAUGAGCAAACAGCUGCGACUGUGAAGGGGUCUCAGGUGAAGGGGGCAAGACAAUAAUCAGGUGUUUUUUGGAAGGGUGAGUCAGGCUCAAACAGAGCCACGGUGGAGGACGACCUACUGGAUUUCGCUGAUAUGGACGUGCAUGGGUAUGACCACUAUGCAGAUGGGGAUAGGGACAGCUACCAGAUUGAUUACCGGCGUAUCGUGGGGGACAUGGAGCCGGCCAGACCACAGAUGUCAUUACGAGACUCAGAUCAUCACUUUUAUGGCCCGUUUACCCAUAAUACAAUUCAUGGGCAUGGGCAUGGGCACGAGACAGCUGCUCAGCGCUACAGUGCCACCCGGAUUCAGGCAGGAUAUGAACCAGAAAGCAUGGCUGAUUACCUUAUCAGUGGGGGAACUGGGUACGUUCCAGAGGAUGGGCUGACUGCCCAACAGCUCUUUGCCGUCGGUGAUGGUCUCACAUACAAUGAUUUCCUGAUACUGCCUGGCUUUAUUGACUUCACAUCAGAUGAAGUGGAUUUGACAUCUGCCCUGACCCGGAAGAUAACCCUGAAGACGCCCCUCAUUUCAUCUCCCAUGGACACAGUCACAGAGUCCUCCAUGGCCAUCGCUAUGGCUCUCAUGGGUGGAAUAGGAAUUAUUCAUCACAACUGCACACCUGAGUUCCAGGCCAAUGAGGUCCGGAAAGUGAAGAAAUUUGAGCAAGGCUUCAUUACGGACCCUGUAGUGAUGAGUCCACGGCAUACGGUCGGCGAUGUGUUUGAAGCAAAGGUACGGCACGGUUUCUCCGGCAUCCCUGUCACAGAAACCGGCAAGAUGGGAAGCAAGCUUGUGGGCAUCAUUACAUCACGAGACAUUGACUUCCUGUCAGAGAAGGAUUACAAUAGGCCACUGGAAGAGGCAAUGACAAAACGAGAAGAUUUAGUGGUUGCUCCAGCAGGUGUAACAUUAAAAGAGGCAAAUGACAUUUUACAGCGCAGUAAAAAAGGUAAACUGCCUAUAGUGAAUGACAGCGAUGAGCUUGUAGCUAUAAUAGCUCGUACCGAUUUGAAGAAGAACAGAGACUAUCCUCUAGCCUCCAAAGACUCUCGUAAACAGCUGCUGUGUGGCGCUGCCAUUGGCACCCGUGAGGACGACAAGUACCGGCUAGACCUGCUCAUGCAGGCCGGAGUGGACGUGAUAGUUCUGGACUCUUCUCAGGGGAACUCAGUGUUUCAGAUCAGUAUGAUCAACUACAUCAAACAGAAAUACCCAGAACUACAAGUUGUUGGAGGAAACGUGGUGACUGCUGCUCAAGCAAAGAAUCUUAUAGAUGCCGGUGUUGAUGGUUUACGAGUGGGCAUGGGCUCUGGAUCCAUCUGCAUCACACAAGAAGUGAUGGCGUGUGGGAGACCGCAGGGCACGUCUGUGUAUAAGGUGGCUGAGUACGCCCGGCGUUUUGGGGUUCCGGUCAUUGCAGACGGUGGCAUCCAGACGGUUGGGCAUGUUGUCAAAGCCCUUGCUCUGGGAGCAUCCACAGUGAUGAUGGGGUCAUUGUUAGCAGCAACCACAGAAGCGCCCGGUGAGUAUUUUUUCUCAGACGGCGUACGACUGAAGAAGUACCGUGGCAUGGGCUCUUUGGACGCAAUGGAGAAAAGCAACAGCAGUCAGAAACGUUACUUUAGUGAAGGUGAUAAAGUGAAGGUGGCUCAGGGAGUCUCUGGCUCAGUUCAGGACAAAGGCUCCAUACACAAAUUUGUUCCAUACCUCAUCGCUGGAAUUCAACAUGGCUGUCAGGAUAUCGGUGCAAAGAGCUUGUCCAUUCUGCGAUCGAUGAUGUACUCUGGAGAGCUGAAGUUUGAGAGGAGGACCAUGUCUGCUCAGGUUGAGGGUGGAGUUCAUGGACUGCAUUCAUAUUCUUUUGUGCCAUUUACGAGAAGUGGUUAUAUUGAACAGAGCAGCAGGGGGCACACAAGAGCUGGACCCAAUGUCCCGUCACCAGCCAGCCGUCACUAAACACAGCAGCUACAAGUGAUUUCUGCUAUCCUCAUCCCCUUCAUCCUUUUUCAUGGGCUGUAUUUCAAGGUUAACGUACCAUCACAUAUACCCUGAACUCUCGGUUGAUUAACCCAGACCAUGCUUACUUGAGUAUAUUCACAGUUAGCACACAAAACUUUCUCAACAGAGCGAUGAAUCAACAAGUCACCAUGCAAACCUACGCUAAGAAUAAUCGCACUAUAGUGCUUCUUUCUUCUUCUUUUGAUCAGUGGUCAUUUACUUAUUUGAUGGCCAUGGAAUCAUUCUUCUAUUUACAUUUUUUGUUUUGUGUAAUCUUUUAAUCACUGAGAAUAAGAAUUACAUUUUUUUGUGUGACACUAAUUAUAUAAUAAGAAAUAUCAAAUAUGUAUUUUUUAUUAUAGAAAUGCACAUUAAAUAUAGACUAAACAUUAAAAAUGAAAAAGAAAACUGUCUGAUUGUAAUAAAAGCCAGCAACAGUACUGAAUAUACUAGGAACUUUAUUGUUUUGAUUUUGUUUGGGCUUCCCUGUAAGAACUAGGUACUUGAGAUGUUAUUUUGAAAAUCCUAUGAAUGUACUGCAUCAUCUGAAAUAUGAGGAUGCAAUGUAUGUGUAUGUAAGAGAGAGGCUGUCUAUGAACAUUUCUGAUAUGUGGGGUAUAUUUUUCCAGACUGUCUUGGUGGUUCAUUCUAAUUCACAUUGUCUGUUAUUUUAAUAGCAAUAAUACUUUUUGUGAUCAUCAUGUUAUGAGUAAAUCAAGUGCUUUCCACUUUGCCAUUAGAGUGUUACCAGUUAAAUUGGAAGGGAAUCUAAAAUAUAAAAA